This is a messenger RNA of Closterium sp. NIES-67, 849 nucleotides long. Lineage: Eukaryota; Viridiplantae; Streptophyta; Zygnematophyceae; Desmidiales; Closteriaceae. The record is from the annotation of a GenBank genome assembly.
GCCAUUUGGCCAUUGCAUCUAGGUUAGCAUUCUCCCCACACCCCCUCGUUUCAGUGCCAAGCCAGCACUACCUCGCCUAGCGUCCUAACCCACCACAGCACGGCGCGCCCAAUGCAGCGGGUGUCGGAGUUGGACCAAUUGACGGACGACGAGCGUCGUGCCCUCCGCGCCAGUCGAUUCUCCGCGCGCCUUCCCAGUCCCCCGCGCUCCUCGCACUCCGCCACAGCAGCAGCGGCCGCACGCCAGGCGCACCCCGGCGGGCCCCUGGCCACGAACAAGGCGGCGGCCCUCUCGCGCUUCCUGCAGCGGCGGCUGGCGGCGGGCGCCGAAGCGGGCGAGAGGGGGGCACCGCUGGACCCGCGGCUGGUGGAGGUGGCGGUGAGGAACGCGCAGGCGACGCUGGUGGCGGCUGCAUCCUCGCGCACGGGUGCGGUGCGACACGUGGACUGCUUCGAAGACGGCAAGCCAGGGGACGAUGCCUCGCACAGCAGUGACAGCCUCAGCGGCUUUGACGAUGAGGUGCAGCCUGAGGAGCAGCCCAAAGCGAAGCGGAGGAAGCGCAAGGACAAUGGACAUGCCCAGCCAGACAACUGCAAGAAGAUGACAUCGAAGCAGAACCAAGGGGGGAAACACAUGGGCAAGAGAAAUAAACGGCGGUCAAAGAAGGGAAAGGGUAAGGGAUAGAGGCUGCAAACAGUGCUUUGCUUUGCAAAGCAUGCAAUGUUCAUCUUAAAAGUUAACCAAUUUUCCUUCAAUGUGAGCAUCUAGUCUGGUGGGUUCUGAAAGAUGGGUGAACUCUCAGAGUUAGAACGAAUAACUAGAAUGAGAGAAUACAGGAGUAUAUAGCUA